CUGAGUGCGGAUAACGUGCUGCUGUCUGCUGCUGCUGGUGUUUGGCUUGUGGUUAUGUUCUCGUGUCUUCUAAAUCUAAAACGAUUUGAACGUGAUUAGAAGAUGUCAUUGAUUUUCGGCGAAAGUUUUAGAACCUUAAGAAUAUGCUCAAGGAAAUUUGCCACCACUUGUACCCAGAGAGGUACGGAUAAACUUGAUUUUCAAGGAAGGGUGCUGAACAAACUGUUGUCAAACAAAUUGGAAAGGAAGAUCAGAGAUUCUGGCUCUAAGCCUGCUAUCAAAAUUCUCGACAACAAGAGGAUAGGCGCAUUAAACAAAAUGUACAUGGUUAACAUCUCUGAGGUUCUAGCCCUUGGAGACUUUCCGGAUAUCAUGGACAAAGGAAUAGAAAUUACUCGCGUUUCAGUUAGAGACACCAGCACAGUUGAGGUCUUCUGGCUUGCGGAUGAAAAUCAAGAUCAAAUUGAGGUGCAGAACCUUCUUACAAGUGUUGCUGGAAAAGUUGCAAAUAAAUUAAUGUAUGCCAAUAUGUUGGGCCAUGUACCUACCAUCAAAUUCAUAAGAGAUCUCUCAGCUGUCAAUUUUGAAGAGACCAAAAAAUUGCUCGACAAAAUUGCUCUUCAAAAUAGUUUACGUGAGAAAAACCAAGAAAAUUCUGAGGACUCUAAUCCUAUUGACGAAGAUAUUGAGGAUAUUGAACCACCUCCCCCUUUGAUGACUACCAAUGUUCUAGGCUUACCACAUGACAGAAUAUACAGAAGAAUCCUGGAGGCUAAAAAGAGAUGCUAUCCUCUGCAAAUACCUAAACCACCAACAACUCAGGAGUUAGAAAACUCUCAACAGCAGUCUCAGUCUGAAAAUAAGGCCGUUGAAGAAAAAUUUAAACAGAAAAAAGCAUUAAAAAAGUUCAUAGUUCAGUAUCAGAAAUCAGCAUUACGAAGUGGGUCACGAGUACAGCACCAACGUAUUGAACUAUUGAACAGAGAAGAAAUAAUUUAUGAAUAUCCAGAGGAUGAUGACUCACCUGAUUCUAGGUUCCAGCAAAACUGGAAAGAUGAGGACAGACCAUAAUUAAUUUUCAAAUGUCAGACUUCUAGCCUAUUUGUUAAUUAGAAAGAAUGAAUAAAUGAACUGAAUUACUUAUUCCCCUUAUAUGUCAAUGCUUUUGCUUUUACCUUAGUGGGGUGUUGUUUUAAUCACAUGGUGGGAUUUAAAAGAUACGUAGCAUGUCAAUUUAACAAUUUAUUAACAUUUGUUCAGUCAGGGUGGGAUGACAUAUCACAAUUACAAUUAACACAUAUUUUGCUAUACAUAUAUAUAUAUAUAUGAAUAUACACAUGGUUGAGAACACAGGUCGACUGCAUACAAAACCUUAGGCUGUUCAAUUUCAUUUAUAUUAAUUUGAUUAUCGCAGGCAUACCUUUAAAAUAAAAUAUCAAUUGAUGACCUCCACCAUUACAGACACUAAUUAAGCAUUUGUCGAUCAAACGUUCAAAACUCUACAUCACAGAACAUCUGCUUGCUUCACUUGUAGAGGUUUCAUCAGGUGCCUCUUCUUCUGAUGAGUCAUCCUAUAAUGCAAUAAAAAGUAAUGUUGGAACAAACCAUGGAUUUAUGGUGAUUUUCAAAAUUUAAAAAAGAAUUACAAGAAGAAACAAAAAUUCAUGAUAGUGGAGAAUUUACAGCAUGGUGAU
Messenger RNA from Frankliniella occidentalis (western flower thrips), 1694 nucleotides. RefSeq lists its product as uncharacterized. The transcript has 6 exons. Bases 103 to 1071 code for a protein of 322 amino acids. The record is from RefSeq and is a predicted model, not a curated record. Lineage: Eukaryota; Metazoa; Arthropoda; Insecta; Thysanoptera; Thripidae.